CGGCUGAUGGAGACAUUUUAAAAUAAACACACAGCUAGCCGCUAACGGCUAACAGGGCUCGCAAAGGUGCGAGCGCACUGCGCCAAAUUACAUUCAAAAUCUUCCAAGUUUUAAAGAACUUAAUUAUAUUUUGCAGGGCAUUGUUUAUGCAUCGCAAAUCAAAGACGCUACGAAUUACCGAAGAUGUCGAAAAGUCUGACACUGGGAAAAGAAGAUUAUAACUAACGCCGCGCAGGUGAGCUCCUGUCCAGGCACAUUGGUCCAUGUUUGUUGGACCUUUGGGCUCUGGGCUCAACUAGCAUGAAGAUGGCUGAUUCAGAGAAGGCAGAGGAAUUUGUGGAUGCUGAGUGCCCCCCAGAGUGCCUUGAUGAAGCACAAUCAGCUUCUGCUCAGGGAGAGCAGGAUGAGCAUCUGAAAACAGAGACCACCACCAGUACCAGCUCGCCACCAAGGGAAAAGGAGGCAGACAGCCCCUUGAAUACAGAGGGUGAACAGAGUCUCCUCUCCAUGCCAUGCCUGAUGAAAGAGCUCCGCCGAGACUCUCCAGAGUCCCAGCAUGCCUCUACAGGGAGUGACAAGCCUGUGUCUCGUCAUAUCUAUGAGAGUGACUCCUCAAACCCCUGCAUGCUCUCCCCUUCAUCCAGUGGCCACCUUGCUGACUCAGACACACUCUCCUCAGGGGAAGAAGGUGCUGCUCCUCCUGUAGGAGAAGAGGAGGAGGGCAACAUGGAAGCUGUAAAUGAUCCUGGGCAGGCAGCAGGAAGGCAAACAUCUGCCACAGCGACAGGGGGGAGGAAGUCUCGGCGGUCACGUUCAGAGAGCGAGAUGCCUCCCAACGCAAUGGCUGCAAAGAAAAAUCGCUGCCAACCCACCGUGGUGGCAGCAGGAGGGCAGGAAAAACAAACCAAUGGCAAGAUGGCAAAAGUGAAAGGUCACCGGAGCCAGAAACACAAGGAGCGUAUGCGCUUGCUGAGGCAAAAACGAGAGGCAGCAGCACGGAAGAAGUAUAACCUGCUGCAGGACAGCAGUACGAGUGACAGCGAGCUCACGUGUGACUCCAGCACCAGCACCUCUGAGGACGAGGAUGAUGACACCUCAGGAGGUAGCAAGACAAUCAAGACAGAUAUUCCAGACGGGCCUCCAGUAGUGGGUCACUAUGAUAUUUCAGACACUGAUUCUAACCAGGAGAGUAUGAGUGUGGAGACAGUCCGGCCCACGGUGAUAAAGCAUGAGCUAAAUACACACAGAGGCCAGGAUAUGGCAGCUCACUCUGGGUGUGUAAGAGCUCUGAGCUCUAUCUCAGGCCACGUGGAGGCAGAGCUGUCACACAAGGAGAGUUCUCAACACAAGGGCCAGAUUAACAUUGCUUCCUCUGACAGCGAGGUGGAAAUUGUCGGAGUGCAGGAGAAGCCACGAUGUGCCCACCCAUGCGGAGGUGUGAUAAAGAGUUUGUCCUCCUGGAAGGAGAACUCAGUGGAGCAGUUAAACAGCACAAAUCAGCCACAGCUCUGGACUACUGUUUCCCCUCAGCCUAACUGGGUGUCCCCCCCUGAAGUGGUAGACCUCACGCUGGACGAGGACGGCGGACACAAAUACCUACUUUAAACAACUUGUACACUGAAGACUUUUAUUUUCCUUCUCUCACUCCUAAUCCUCAUCCCUCUCGCCUUGCCUCCAUGUUGCAACUGAAAUCCUUCCUAGAGUUGCAGCCUCGCCUGUAACUGCUCGUGGACUCUUCCUGCUCCAGAGCACUGUCUGUUUUUAACUUACUGUUGAACAAUCGUGUAUCAAAGCCAUUCUGCUGACGUGAUUCCCUGACCUUGGCUUGUCAGCUAUGAGUUUGAGUUGUAAUAAAAUGGCACAGCACUUGAAGUGCAGGUGGAAAUGUACGUAAGAGUGAUUUAUCUGUUAAUGAUAGCAAUAUCCUCCCCUCAUUUAAUACCUCAGUUACCCCUUGAUAACGGAUGUAGGUAGUUAUUUUGUGUUGUGUGCUUGCAAGCUGUAUAGUGAAAUUUUCAAGUUGCUGCUUGGGAGCAGGUCAGUAUCACAAUAUGGCUGUUGACCUCUUUCACUACAGACUCUGAACAGCAUAUUUUCAGACUGGAUUCGGCAUUUUUAUCUGCAGUCACCUGCGGUCAAGACAAAACGGCAGCUGGUACACUUUCUGUUGUACAGUAGACCAUAGAUAGACGGCAACACUUUGUACCGGUCUAGGGUCAAUUUUGUUUUUGAAAGUCUCACCACUGGUUUCAAAUUUAGUUCUGCAUUGAUAGCUUUGCUUUACUAUACAGUGUACAUCAUAAGUACAGCCUAUGCUCUGAUUCUGUCCGUGAAGUGUUUGGUUUUGGUUCAUCUUAAAGGGGUAGUUGGACUUUUUUUUGGAAAUGGGCUUAUUUGCUUUCUUGCAGAGAAUUAAAUGAGAAGAUUCAUACCAAAUUUAUAUCUGUUUGUUAAAUAUAAGGCUACAACUAGCAGCUGGAUAGCUUAGCUUAGCAUAAGGACUGGAAACAGUUAGUCUGGCUCUGUCUGAAGGUAACAAAAUCCACCUACCAGCUCCUCUACAGCUAACUAAUUAACACAAUAUAUCUUGUUUGUUUAAUCUUCACAAAAACUGAAUAGUAAAAAUGGCAGUUUACUGUUCUACUGAGGUUGUGUGGCGGACUUAUUCUUGGCUGGGCACAGAAUCCUUCUGGUGUUGCUGUUGUUUUCCCCGGCAACUGCACAAAGCCAAGAAAUAGUUAGACAGAGCCAGGCCAGCAUUUCCUUCAGUCUCUCCAUUCUGUGCUAAGCUAACCAUUUGCUAGGUGUAUCUUCAUAUAUAAUAGACAUGAUAGUGAUAUUGUCUAUCAGGAGUUCUCCACCAGAAAGCAAAUAAGCAUAUUUCUUAAAAUCUUUCUUGCUUUACAUUCACAGCUUUUGUUUCCUUCAUUACCAUGUUACAUAUUUUUUUUUCUUUGUCAUGAAAGCAAACAGAAAACCACUGGUUAAAUUCAGACUCUGAGGGAAAUAAUACAAACACACUUGUCACAGACACACUACAAAUGUUCUCAUUUCCACUGUAGUAGUACUAUAUAUGGUGAUAGUUUAUUGGCAAUAGAAAUUAUGUAUCUUUUGCUUGGAGAUAUAUUCUAUGUUGGACGCCAUGUCUCUGAUACAGAGUCUGCGAGUGUCCCAGGUGACGUAGUUGUUAUCAGUGAAUGUAUGACUCUGCAGCACUGACUGGGUGCACUUAUUGUUUGCAUGCUUAUCCUGACUGGAUGCAAACACCUUUAAACCUCUGGGGACCCCUUUAUAACAACUGAGGAAAUGUAUCUUCCAUUGAAUACUGCAAAGCAAGAUGGCCUGAAUGCCUUGAAAUGUGCACUAUUUUCUUUUAGUAUGGUAUAAAGCUUAUUCUUUUACCUGCAAAGCAGUGGAUUUUGCUAUCUCGACAAUAAAUAUUUUAAUAAUAGAUGUGAAUUUAGCAAACAUAUAAAAACAGUAAAAGUGAUGUUGAGUUUGUGCCCACGUGUGGGGCAUUUAUAGAAGAGACAUUUACUGUAUGAACUGUUUUUACCCUGAUCCUCAGGGCCUGCUUGCUCUCCUGCCCUGUGGUCUUGUUUUUGUCUUCGUGCAGUACUGCAGACAGGCUGGUAAUUUUUUUUUUUUAUCAACAAUCCAACUUCACACUCAGUUUUAACGUUUAUUAGAUUUGUUUUAUUACAUAUUGAAUAACAGUUACUUUCUUAAGAGAUGCUUGAGAAUUAUAGAAUCAUAUUAUUUUAACUUCUGCUGGUCACAGAAAGGGAAAAUCCUAAAUAUAAAGAAUUAAACCAAAGUCUAAAUGGAAUAUAUUUUCAGUUUCCUUUCUUUCCCUAUUUGAAAUUUGCUUCCAGUUUAUUCUUUUAAAUGUACUCUGUAAGGCUGAGUAUUUUCAUUUGGAAGUCAGUACAUUUGCUGUGAAAUGAGGUGACACGAAUUCUGUUUCAAAUUCAAGAUACAUUUUAGCAUAAUGGGAUAUUUUUGUUUUCCAUUGGCCAGUUCUUUCCACUAUAUGGAGCUACCACUGUAUUGAAAAUUAUUUUACCAGACCACUUCUGCUUGCAAAAUCCAUUUUGCUGUCGUUCCUUAGGAUUAUUAUGAAACAUUAGUUAUAGAGGUUUGGUAGAAAAUAGGGCAGUGAUGCUCAGUGAUGGUUGCACAUUGCAUGUUUGGUCACAUCUUUUAACCUCAACUCAGAUAUUACCCACAUUACCAGUAAUUUAGCCUUGCUCUUCUGUUAUGUUUGUUUUAUUUUACUGUCAGUAUUUUAAAUUAACAAAAAAGGUGUUUAUUUUGUUGCUUCUGCAGGCCCUUGACUUCCUUGAAAUUAUGUCUGUAGAACAAAAAGAAACUAUUUUAAAACUAAAUAAAUAGAGCAUUAUUUAAUGA
Lates calcarifer (barramundi perch) is the source of this 4410-nucleotide messenger RNA. RefSeq names its product arkadia (RNF111) N-terminal like PKA signaling regulator 2N (gene ark2n). The transcript is spliced from 5 exons. NCBI's taxonomy places the organism in Eukaryota, Metazoa, Chordata, Actinopteri, Centropomidae. Gene Ontology annotation, biological process: ubiquitin-dependent protein catabolic process. The record is from RefSeq and is a predicted model, not a curated record. Bases 301 to 1605 code for a protein of 434 amino acids. Gene Ontology annotation, molecular function: ubiquitin protein ligase activity.